AGGAAAUACAAAGCGAUAUUGAACGGCACCUCCAGCGAGGACUACUGGGACGAAUUCUUCGUCACAGCAGUAUAUCGGCUCUCCUGGACGGGCACAUGGAUACUCUGGAGAGGGCGCGAGAUUCUUUCUACGCCAUUGCUAUGAUUUCUAUGCACCAGAAACUCUACCAAUAUGCGAGAGAAAAUGCUGAGAUGCAUCAGAAACUCGAACAAUAUGCGAGAGCAAGUCUUGAGAUGCAUCAGAAGACUAUCGACGCAAUCCACAGGCAGUAGCAUAAUCUGAAUCGUGAUGAUAUUAUCACGAUUCAGAUUUUGGCACUGCCCAGCAAUACGGUUGUCGAUCACUGCAGGAAACAACGCUACAUACCCUUAGAUCCAUUUGAAAGUCUCAUUUUAGGAUCGCGCUCAGAUAUAACAACAUAAUUAUCGAAUAGAAAUAUCACUCACCCUUCUCGCCUUGGCCAAGUUGCACUUUACAAGGCAUAACAAGGGAAUGACAGUCGCAUAGGUCAUGAUC
Messenger RNA from Postia placenta MAD-698-R-SB12, 516 nucleotides. RefSeq lists its product as hypothetical. NCBI's taxonomy places the organism in Eukaryota, Fungi, Basidiomycota, Agaricomycetes, Polyporales, Adustoporiaceae. The transcript has 2 exons. The record is from RefSeq and is a predicted model, not a curated record. The coding region runs from base 96 to 272 and encodes 58 amino acids.